GAGUUAAGGUCAGAAGGUAUUGUUUUCUGCUUAAUAUCUUUCAGGGAAUCAGGAGCUCAGGAACAUGUCGGGAAAGCCCAGGCUUACGUACUUGAAUGGAAGGGGUCGGAUGGAGUCCAUACGAUGGUUGUUGGCAGCAGCUGGUGUGGAGUUUGAAGAGGUUUAUUUGGAAACAAAAGAGCAGUAUGACAAGUUAAUCAAAGAUGGAUUCCUGCUCUUCCAGCAAGUGCCCCUGGUUGAGAUUGACGGGAUGAAGAUGGUGCAGACCAGAGCCAUCAUGAGCUACAUAGCAGGGAAAUACAAUCUCCAUGGGAAAGACUUGAAGGAGAGAGCUCUGAUUGACAUGUAUGUGGAGGGAAUAUCAGAUCUGAUGCAAAUGAUUUUGAUGUUUCCUUUCUCUCCACCUGAGGCAAAGGAGAAAAAUCUUGAGUCAAUUAAGGAGAGGGCAACUAACAGGUAUUUUCCAGUCUUUGAAAAGAUUUUGAAACAACAUGGCCAAGACUUUCUCGUGGGCAACAAAUUCAGCUGGGCAGAUGUUCAGCUAAUGGAAGCCAUUUUAGCAGUGGAGGAGAAAGUUCCUGCUGUGCUCUCAGGGUUUCCUCAGUUGCAGGUAUUUAAAACCAAAAUGAGCAAUAUGCCUACAAUUAAGAAGUUCCUGCAGCCUGGCAGCCCAAGGAAGCCCCCACCAGAUGCCCAUUAUGUAGAAACUGUGUUGAAGAUUUUUAAGAAAUGAAAGCCUUACCACCUUCGGUGAGACUCAAAGUGCUGGGAGAGUGGGGGAAAGCAGAGCUGCAACCCCAAAUCCUAAGCCAAAGGAGAAGGAAGCUCAGCAAAUUAGUAUUGUUUUAGUUAAAACCAGUGCUAGAGAAACAAAGCAACCUAUACCAGAAAUAAAGCAUUCACUGACAAUGUGAUA
Messenger RNA from Cinclus cinclus, 916 nucleotides. RefSeq names its product glutathione S-transferase A4-like. The coding region runs from base 65 to 733 and encodes 222 amino acids. Gene Ontology annotation, molecular function: glutathione transferase activity. NCBI's taxonomy places the organism in Eukaryota, Metazoa, Chordata, Aves, Passeriformes, Cinclidae. The transcript has 7 exons. The record is from RefSeq and is a predicted model, not a curated record. Gene Ontology annotation, biological process: xenobiotic metabolic process; glutathione metabolic process.